CAAAAACUAGCUCCCUCACUUAACCAGAAAAAAACUCCCUCCCUCACAUCAUAUGCUACGGUAGGAGUCAAACUCUAUGUCUCUCACUCCUUCUUCGGGUAGAAUCUAGAGAGAGAGCAUAGUAAAUUCCGCAAUGGCGAUGAUGCUGAAACCCGUCUCUCCCUACGUUUUGGAAACCCUAGAGUUCAACAACAAACCCAGAAACCAAUACCCUAAUUGGCGUGCUAACACACGUCCAUCUCUCAAUCGAAUCUUCAAUUCCUGCAAACCCAACUAUUAUUGUUCAUCAUUCGAAACUUCAGACGAAGCUCGAAGACUGGUCCAUGAAUUCAACCCCAAUAUUCCGAUACAGGAAGCCCUAACCCCACCCAGUUCUUGGUACACUCACCCUUCUUUUCUCUCUCUAGAAUUCGAUCGCGUCUUCUUCCGUGGUUGGCAGGCCGUUGGAUAUACGGAACAAAUUAAAGAACCUCGUGACUUUUUCACUGGGAGGUUGGGAAAUGUAGAAUAUGUGGUAUGUCGGGAUGAUAAUGGGAUUGUACAAGCUUUUCACAAUGUGUGUCGGCAUCAUGCCUCUCUUCUUGCAUUUGGAAGUGGACAGAAAUCUUGCUUUGAAUGCCCUUAUCACGGAUGGACAUAUGGAUUGGAUGGAGCACUUCUCAAAGCAACUAGAAUAACAGGAAUCAAGAACUUCAAUGUAAAUGAACUUGGACUUAUACCGCUGAAAGUAGCCAUUUGGGGGCCAUUUGUUCUUCUCAAUUUGGAAGAUGAGAUUUUGCCUCAACAAGAAGCUUUUGGCGACAUUGUCGGAAAUGAAUGGCUUGGUAGCUCAUCAGAGAUGCUGAGUACCAAUGGAGUUGACUCUUCACUUAGUUUUGUUUGCAGACGAGAAUAUACUAUUGAAUGUAACUGGAAGGUAUUCUGUGAUAACUACUUAGAUGGUGGCUAUCAUGUACCAUAUGCACAUAAAGGUCUUGCAUCUGGUCUUAAGCUCGAGUCAUAUUCCACCACAACUUUUGAGAAGGUUAGCGUCCAAAGAUGUGAUGGCGGAUCAACUGAAAGUGAAGAUGAUUUUGAUCGACUUGGAUCAAAAGCUCUAUAUGCAUUCAUUUAUCCGAACUUCAUGAUUAAUAGGUAUGGACCUUGGAUGGACACCAAUCUAGUACUCCCACUGGGACCUAGGAAGUGCCAAGUGAUAUUUGAUUACUUUCUUGACACUUCUCUUAAGGAUGACAAAGCUUUCAUAGAGAGUAGCCUAGAAGAUAGCGAAAGAGUGCAGAUGGAAGAUGUCGUUUUGUGUGAAGGUGUUCAGCGGGGCCUUGAAUCACCGGCAUACUGUAGUGGCAGGUAUGCGCCAACCGUCGAGAAGGCCAUGCAUCAUUUCCACUGUCUGCUUUAUGAAACACUUAGAAAUUGAAAUGUACUCUUCAAUUAUUUAAUAUUUGUUUCAGGCGGGGAAUCAUAACUUUUUCCCCCCAAUUUCCUUUGUACUCAUAACUGUUUUGAAUUGCUGCCUAGUCAUGGUUUUAUCCCCUCUUGAGAAAGUGAAACUGACUGCCUUGCUAUAUAUCAAAUAUUUUCAAGUGAUGACUUGCUUCAA
This is a messenger RNA of Cornus florida, 1600 nucleotides long. Its product is annotated as choline monooxygenase, chloroplastic. The record is from RefSeq and is a predicted model, not a curated record. The coding region runs from base 134 to 1417 and encodes 427 amino acids. Gene Ontology annotation, molecular function: iron ion binding; 2 iron, 2 sulfur cluster binding. The transcript has 10 exons. NCBI's taxonomy places the organism in Eukaryota, Viridiplantae, Streptophyta, Magnoliopsida, Cornales, Cornaceae.